Molecule: messenger RNA, 2725 nt
Organism: Nezara viridula (southern green stink bug)
Lineage: Eukaryota; Metazoa; Arthropoda; Insecta; Hemiptera; Pentatomidae
Source: the annotation of a GenBank genome assembly
CUGGGAGGGCAGCACAUGAGUUUCGAGGGUAAAUAAUAAAAAAUGUUUUGGAAGUAUAAUCAAACAUCUCCUCAGAUUGAUACAGUUCUGUUCAAGGAGGAUACUACCUUGAAUGAAGUAUUGGAUCAGGAAAACGUAUUACAAGAAUUGAAAUCUCAGAACAAAAAAUUAAUUGAGUUCGUUACAAGAGCUGAUAUAUUGAAUCAGUUAGUAGGUUUUGUUACUGAAGAACCUAGUGAGGAACUUGAAGAACACGAAAAGUAUAGACGUCCUAAUCUUGCCUGUGAAGUUUUGACUACUGAUAUUCCUAUAUUAAAUGAGAGGCUAUCUGAUAAAGCUUUACUAACUAAGUUAUAUUCCUUCUUAGAGAGAGAACCUCCUUUGAAUCCACUUUUAGCCUCUUUCUUCAGUCGAACAUUAAGUAUGUUGAUAUGCAGAAAAGCAGAUCAGCAUUGGUAUUCAUAUCAGUUUACAUGUCUUCAAGUGCUGGAUUUCUUGAAGACAAAAGAAAAUAGUCUUAAUCUGUUGCUUAAACAUUUAGAUACAUCCGCAGUUAUGGAUUUUACAUUUAAACUUAUCACACAAAUAGAAGGAAAUGAAAUGCAGCAAAACUUAAUUAGUUGGCUUGAAAGUGAGGAACUUAUUGAAAACAUUAUUGAAUUGUUUGAUCCUAAUGUAGAUGAAGGAAGACACUAUAAUGCAGCCCAACUUCUCUGUGAUACAAUUAGAAAAUGUCGAGAAAUAAAUGAAAGAAAUGAUCUUGGUCCAAUACUCUCAAAAAUUCAAUCACCUGAAAUGAUUAAAAAAAUGCUUGAUAAAAUGCUUAGUGGUGAACAUGUUGAAAGUAGUAUUGUGGGUGGAAUUUCAGUUCUUCUUACAUUACUGGAACCUCCUCCAAAUACAGAUCAGCUCAAUAGGAGAGGAGCUUAUAAUAACAUUGAAGACAGUGGUUCAGGUGAGCCUCCUCCUACACCUAACCCAGCUCUACCAUCAAUUAUAUCUUCUAUUUUACCGUACCUUCCUGCCUUGCACAAUCUGCUCGUAAAUCCACCACAGAGCCGUUUUGAGUCAUAUGAAGCAUUUGAAACUCUUAGGUUUGAAUUGCCAAGUUAUGCUCCUAUUCAAUCUCCAUUAGGAAACACAAGACUAACAGUAAUUAAAUUUAUAUCUGCACUUAUCUCUACUAACACUCCUGAAGUUAAUGAAGCACUGAAUUCACUUGACACAGUUCACGUUUUACUUGAUCUCUUUUUUCAUUAUACAUGGAACAACUUUUUACAUUCUCAAGUUGACAGGUGUUUAGCUUUUGCAUUGAAUGGUGGAUCGGAAUCCAGCAACAACCCUUUGAUACACAAUAUAUUUAUCAAAUGCCGGCUAUUGCAAAGGAUUCUGGAAGCUUGGAAAGAAAAUGAAAAUGAACAAAAUAAGGUUGGUGGCAAACGACGAGGUUACAUGGGUCAUCUUACCAAUAUUGCAAACUCUGUGAUAAAACAAGAAGAUCUCACUUAUUUUAUUAAUGAGAAUAUUGAUCAAGAAACUGUUAUGUAUUGGGAAAAGUUUGUCGAAAACACACUUCAGCCUAUCAAUGUUCUCCAUCAGCAAUUCCUCGGUGGCAAACAUCCUGCUCAUAUUAAUAAUAAGGAUGAUGAUUUAGGAUACAGGGAUGCCAAUUUCUCAACAGAAUCUAUCAAUCAGAGCAUCAGUGAGUUUGGAACAAAUGCAGCUCUCACUAGCAAUUUUAUUGAAAACUUUGCAUCUUUUGAUGAUCGUAAAAAUUUAAAUUCACAGGAUGAUAGUGAUAAUGAUCAAAAAGCAGAAAUGUUCAAAAAAAUUUGCUCACAGAAGAAGGGUUUUGAAGACAUGGAAACUACGAUGGAAGAGGAAGACUCUUGGGAUUACAACUUGUGGAAUAACUCAGAAGAUCAUUCAAGCAGUUCUGAUGAAGAAGAUAAGAUACUAACAAGCCCAAAAGAAAAGAACGACUCAGCUGGGGCCUUACCUCUGGUAGAACAAGUAGAUCCUUGGAGUGAAACAAAAAGAACUGAUAACAUCUCUAAUGAAGAAGGUUGGGCAGAUUUCACAUCUUUUGAUGUACAGUUUGAAGCAGUUCCUGAAUCACAUCAAAUUGUUACAGAUAAUAAAGAGCCUGAUAUUGCAUCUGCUGUUCAAUCUCAACAAAUGAGCUUAAGUCAGUUCGAUGGAGAAGAAAGUUGUAAUAGGAACAUUAACGCUAAUGAUUUAGUUUUGGAGGAUGUUCUUCCAGAAGAAGACCUAAUUGAUAACUUUAGGUUUCUAUCUAUACAAGGUAUGAUUUCUGAGAAAGUGAAUACUAAUGCUGUUAGCGAAGACAACACAACAGCGGUGAAAAAUAUUGAACAAGAAUCCAAAGAAACCAAGCACAAAGAGAGCAGGACACCGUGUGAAGCCCAUGAAGCGGAUCCUGUUUGAUAUUGGUGCUUUCACCACCCUUGCAUAUCAGCUGUACUAUUCAUCAAACCCUGUGAUCAUAAUUCCAUUAUCCUCAAUUAUAAGUUUAUUAUACUGUGUACAUUUCUUUUAUAGGCUAUUGAUGAAAGUAAUAUUACAAGUGAUACUAUUUUUUCUUUCUUUUUUUUUUUUGUCAUGUUUUUUUAAGUUCUCCAUCCAUUAAAGAAUUGUAAUUUUUAGGAUUUAUAAUUUAAAAAUGAAGUGCAAAUAAUGAGAUUUAUAAUUAUAUAUGUAUUUG